CCAAUUUCGGGCAAUUGGAACGUGAUUUAUGUGGGGCAGCGGUUCCGAUUCCGAUUCAGAGUUCGAGUUCCGCGAGUCCGAGUGGGUCCCGCGAAUUUCGCAGGGUCGCGGUGUCGCAGUGUCGCAGAGUCGCAGUUCCCGAACGGAACCCCGCCAUUGCCGGGUUGAUAAGCGCCGCGAGUGAUAAGACGAAGUCCAUAGGGGCGCCAAGUCGUAAAUUAAAGCGAAGGAGAAGCGGCCACCGAAUUAGAAAUAGAAAUCGCAAUCAGAAACGACGCUCCGCAUAUCACAAUAAUUAGUAUAUAAUCAUUAAUCAAAGCCAAUAUUAAAAGUAUAAACAAAGUGCCGAAAAAGUAGCAAAAAUGUCAAAGCGUGCAAGCUUAACCCAUGACAGCCCGGCCCUGGAACUGGAGCUGCCGUUGCUGGCGCCCCAGGAGCGGAAUCAGCGGCGCAGGAGCGGCAGCGGGACAAUUCCUUUGUGCAUCAUGCACGACACCGGCAAACCGUCCCCCACCAACACCAAACCCACCAGCCCCACCAUCCCGCCCACACAGCAGGCAGCCCGGCCUCAGUCCCCGGCAGCGGCGGCGGCGGCAAGCGGUCUGGAUCCGGCGGACGAUGAGGACGAGACCGACAUAAUUGGCGACCUGAUGGGCCACUACGGCAAAUGGCAGCUGCUGAUGACGGUGCUGCUGUCGCUCUUCCAGGUCCCGAACACCUUUCACAUAUCCUCGUCCGUCUACCAGGCGGCCAACAAGGACUUUUGGUGCCAAAGGCCGCCGCAGCUCCAGCAGAUGCCGGUGGAUGUGUGGAGGAAUCUGAGUGGAUCGGCCGACAACUGCCAUCGCCGGGAUGGGAUCGACUGGAGUCGGUUGAGCAAUGAAACUACUUCGCAGUGGGAGUUGCCCCAGGAUGGAAAUGGAAAGAUGGUGGCCUGCGAGAACUGGGAGUACGAGACGCACGACAAUGUGGGCAACACCUGGACAUCGGAGUGGGACCUGGUGUGCGACAAGGAGCACCUGAAGCAGGUGGCCGAGAUGUUCUUCCUGCUGGGCGUGGCAACAGGUGGCAUCAUAUCCGGCUAUUUAUCGGACAAGUUCGGCCGAAAGACCAUGCUCUUCAUAUCGGCCGUGUUACAGACCAUAUUCGGUCUCUGGCUGUAUAUCUGUAGCUCCUUUGAGCUGUAUCUCACGCUCCGUGCUCUGUUGGGCCUGGUUUCAGUAUCGGUGACCUACUCCGGUCUGAUCCUGGCCAUCGAGUACGUGGACGGAAAGUGGCGAACCAUUGCCGGAAUGUACAACCUGUUUCCACUGCCAAUCUCCUACAUGAUUAUCUCUGGCCUGGCUUAUCUAACGCAGGACUACCAGCGCCUGCAGCUCUGCAUCGGAAUUCCCGGUAUCUUCCUUUGCUUUCUCUGGUUUGUGGUGCCGGAAUCUCCGCGCUGGCUGCUCGUCAAGGGCCGGAUCGACGAGGUGCGGCGGAUAAUCGAGGCGGCAGCCAAAUUCAACGGCCGGCAGCUGCCCGCCGACUACCAACUGACGCCACCUACGCAGGAGAGCAGCUCCCAGGACUUCACCUACCUGUUCCGGUCCAGCUACCUGAGGCGCAUCUCCAUCUGCUUCCUCUGCAUCUGGUUCACCAUGAAUCUGGUCUACUACGGCAUUAUCCUUAACAUGAGCUCCUUCGGCGGCAAUGUCUACUUGAAUUCGGCUCUAGCUGGCCUAGUCGAAAUACCCGCCAUCGCCCUGGCCAUGUACAUCAUCACCAAAGUGGGCAAGAAGUGGCUCUUCUGCGCCACUUUGAUCUGUGCCGGCGUCGCCUGCUGCUGUGCGGCGAUCACCGAGGGACGGGCGGACCUGCUCUGGCUAAAGAUCACAUUCCUGAUGAUGGGCAAGUUCACCAUCAGUGCGGGCAACACCAUUAUGCCGGUGUACACGGCGGAGCUCUAUCCGACACCCAUUCGCAAUGUGGGCGUGGGUGCCUGCAACGUGGCCGCAGGACUGGCACUUAUCCUUACACCUUACCUUUCGCUGCUGAACAAGAUUGAGGACCACUUGCUGAUGACCCUGCUGACCGCCUGGAGCAUCUUUGGCGGCGUUGUGGUGCUCUUCCUGCCCGAGACCGCCGUGCGUUCAAAGGCCAGCAACUCGUCCCCGGGCCAGGGGUCGGCUCCCCAUCCGAAUGCCAGUGCUGCCAAGCAGGUGUAAUGACCGCUGCUGCUGACCCCUUGAACUCCCGAAAUGAACAAAGUAUUUUGGCUGGUCCAAAGUAUGCCGAUGUGAAGUCGUAGAACCGCUGCCUCUGCUCCACCUUGACCCUUAACCCUUAACCAACCAUUCAACCUGCCACGCCCCUCCGACAUAUCCACCACCUGAAGCCACCUGAAAACUUACGGUAAUCGAUGGGAUCUCGAAUGUCCCAGAUUAAUGCCAAUUCGCUAGAGAAUGUCACAUGUCAGGCAGGACCUUUUUUGCGUAGCACGUAGUGAGUAUGUAUCUUAACAAUUAACUAACAAAAAUGGCUUGUAGCUUACGUCGUAGUCUAAGUACUGAGAACACGCAACACACACUAACCUCCACACACUUUAAUCCUUCGGUUCUCAUCGAAGUUCAAGGAUAUUUAAGAAUAAUUGAAAGUGAAGUAAACUGUAAUUUAUUAUUUUUUCAAUCAGAAUUUCUUUUAAAUACUAUGCAAUUUUUUUUAUUGUCAUAAAUAUUUUAAUAAGAUAUAUUUGGCCAAUUUUAUUGUUUUCGGCAAGUUGUUACGCAGAUUUGUUAAAUACUUUUAUCGCUUUUAUUGAAG
This is a messenger RNA of Drosophila bipectinata, 2802 nucleotides long. Its product is annotated as organic cation transporter protein. Gene Ontology annotation, molecular function: transmembrane transporter activity. The record is from RefSeq and is a predicted model, not a curated record. Gene Ontology annotation, biological process: transmembrane transport. NCBI's taxonomy places the organism in Eukaryota, Metazoa, Arthropoda, Insecta, Diptera, Drosophilidae. Gene Ontology annotation, cellular component: membrane.